CGCUACACAGAAAUCGCGAAUCGUUGUCGUAAGAAUCGUCGAGCGGUGUUUUGAGAAGCUUCGUAUCUUUUUUACUUACCAAAUCAACUGGAUAGAAGCGACCAGGAAGAAGACGGAAGCUCUGACCAACUCUGACCGGCGGCUUUUAUUGCAGAGCGAAUCAGCGAAUCAAGAUAAAUAUGAAUAAAUAAGAUAAACUCGAGCGUUAUCACAAAAUUCACAAAGAUAUGCCUGUUACUACGGGCGCUUUUCGAGUGCGCGUGCCACGUCUAGGUCUUAGAGGAGCUUAUAAUAAAUUUGGUGGAGACAUUAAACAUCUGCUAUACUUGUAAGCAGUAAUUUGAUUGUUCUAAAUCAUGGCGCAUUACAAAGGAGCAGCCAGCGAAGCUGGCCGAGCCAUGCAGUUGAUGAAGAAACGAGAAAUUGCACAGCAAGAGAUAGAACUGCGAAAGAAGAAAAUUGAAGAUGACUUGAAGAUUCAUAACAUAGAGAAUAAGUUUGCGACUCAUUACAAUGCUGUUGAGCAACAAUUAAAGACUUCCACAAUUGGCUUGGUCACAUUGAAUGAAAUGAAAGCAAAGCAGGAGAACAUAGUGAAAGAACGCGAAAGAAAGCUUGCUCAGAAGGAACGAGAGCGAGAACAGGAAAAAGAAAGAGCAUUGGCGGCUAAACAGGCGGAAAAGAACAAGCAGAAAAGGCAGAUUCAAGCCCUGUCCUUUAAUUUGGAUGAAGAUGAAGAUGAAGCUGAGAUUUCUGAUGAGGACAACGCAGAAAAAUCUAUGGAAUCAGAGAAUGCACGAUGUAACAGUCCUGAAAUCAAGAAGAUCAAGAAAAAUCCAGAUGUAGAUACAAGUUUCCUGCCAGAUAGGGAAAGAGAAGAAGAGGAAAAUAAACUUAGAGAAGAAUUGAGGCAAGAGUGGGCUACAAAGCAAAAUGCAUUAAAGGAGGAAGAGAUCGAAAUCACAUUCAGUUAUUGGGACGGAUCUGGCCAUCGUCGAAGUGUUAUAAUGAAGAAAGGAAAUUCUAUCUAUCAGCUUCUUCAGAGAUGCUUGGAAGUCCUGAGGCGUGAAUUUAGUGAGCUUAAAACAGUUAUGGCAGAUCAAUUGAUGUAUGUUAAGGAGGAUCUUAUAUUACCACACCAUUAUACAUUCUAUGAUUUUAUUGUAACCAAGGCACGAGGAAAGAGCGGACCUUUGUUCACAUUUGAUGUUCACGAUGACAUUCGCGUUAUGCAUGACGCUUCUGUUGAAACUGAGGAGUCACAUGCUGGAAAAGUUUUACUUAGGUAUUUGUUAUUAAAGGACCAGUUUAAUUGUACAAUUUUUUCGCAUAUUUUUUCUUGCAUUUUGCUAUAUGCUUUUCAUAUUUUCAGAUCAUGGUACGAGAGGAACAAACACAUUUUUCCAGCGAGUAGAUGGGAACCCUUUGAUCCAACGAAAAGUUACGACAAGUAUACAGUGUCGGAUAAAAAUAAGAAGAAAGACAAGAUCUGAUAAACUUACAACAAAUUAUCCAAUUCCAUUUAAAGUAUUCAAAAGACUGUAAAAUAUAAUGCUAAUGAAUAGCUUUGUCUCAUCAUGUAAUUGAGAGAGGUUGUAAUAUAUUUAUGUACAUAUUGUAGGUAUAUAUUUUUUUUAAUAGUAAUUUUAGUUCCUUCAGGUA
Messenger RNA from Solenopsis invicta (red fire ant), 1662 nucleotides. Its product is annotated as protein FAM50 homolog. The record is from RefSeq and is a predicted model, not a curated record. The transcript is spliced from 4 exons. Bases 357 to 1493 code for a protein of 378 amino acids. NCBI's taxonomy places the organism in Eukaryota, Metazoa, Arthropoda, Insecta, Hymenoptera, Formicidae. Gene Ontology annotation, cellular component: nucleus. Gene Ontology annotation, biological process: chromatin organization.